CCUGAAACUCAGGGAGCUGCUUGGAGAAGAAAAGAAAUGCAUGUAAGUGGAGGAAGGAGGAAGGGGCUUCGAGGAAGAAAAUGAGACCAUGUUAAAAAAAGUGGCAAUUAUUGGAGCUGGUGUCAGUGGACUGGCAUCCCUUAAGUGUUGCCUGGAGGAAGGACUUGAUCCCAUCUGCUUUGAGAGAAGUGAUGACAUUGGAGGACUCUGGAAUUUCACAGAACAGGCAGAGGAGGGCAAAGCCAGCAUCUACCAUUCCGUGUUCACCAACUCCUGCAAAGAAAUGAUGUGCUAUCCUGACUUUCCUUUCCCUGAUGAUUAUCCAAAUUACAUGCACAAUACUAAGCUCCAGGAAUACAUAAAGAUGUUUGCCAAACACUUUGAUCUUUUGAAAUACAUAAAGUUCAAGACCAUGGUCAUCAAGGUAACAAAAUGCCCUGAUUUCUCCGUCACUGGCCAGUGGGAUGUUAUUACAGAAAAGGACAGGAAGGAAGAGUCCUCUGUAUUUGAUGCUGUCAUGGUUUGUUCUGGGCACCAUGUAUAUCCAAAUUUCCCAGCUGAACAAUUCCCUGGGAUUAAAAAGUUUAAAGGCAGCUACUUCCACAGCCGGGAAUACAAAGGUCCAGAAAAAUUCAAGGGGAAGAAAGUGCUUGUGGUUGGAUUGGGAAACUCUGGCUCUGAUAUUGCUGUUGAGCUUAGUCACACAGCAUCUCAGGUUUAUCUUAGCUCCAGGAGUGGCUCCUGGGUGAUGAGUCGUGUUUGGGAUAAUGGUUACCCAUGGGAUAUGCUGUAUGUAACUCGCUUUGAAACCUUUGUUCGAAAUUCCCUCCCGACCUCCAUCAGUGACUGGCUGUACGUGAAGAAGAUGAAUCAGAAGUUUAAGCAUGAGAACUAUGGCCUGAUGCCUUUAAAUGGAACUCUGCGCAAAGAGCCGGUGUUCAACGAUGACCUCCCAAGCCGUAUUGUCUGUGGGAUGGUGCUGGUAAAACCCAAUGUGAAGGAAUUCACGGAAACCUCAGUUAUAUUUCAAGAUGGAACCAAGCAGGAAAAUAUUGAUUGUGUCAUCUUUGCAACAGGCUACAGCUAUGCUUAUCCCUUUAUGGAAGAUGACUCCAUUAUCAAAUGCAGAGACAAUGAGGUUACUUUGUACAAAGGCAUUCUCCCUCCUCGACUAGAGAAGCCAACUAUGGCUGUCAUUGGGCUGGUCCAGUCUCUUGGUGCAAUUAUUCCAACUUCUGAACUCCAGGCUCGCUGGGCUAUCAAGGUGUUUAAGGGAUCAUUUAAGCUUCCUCCGGUAAGCAGCAUGAUGGAUGAUAUUGAUGAAAAAAUGGGGAAGAAACUCAAAUGGUUUGGAAACAGCAGUACCCUACAGACAGAUUACAUAGUCUACAUGGAUGAACUGGCUUCUGCCAUUGGAGUGAAACCCAAUAUUCUGAAGCUGUUUCUGACGGACCCAAGACUGGCCCUGGAAGUUUACUUUGGCCCAUGCAGUCCAUACCAGUUUCGUCUAACAGGUCCAGGAAAGUGGAAUGGAGCCAGAAAUGCUAUCCUGACCCAGUGGGACCGGACACUGAAGGUCACAAGGACUCGAGUUGUUCAUGGUUCUAAGACAGGCUUCCCCCUCUUAAAUUUGCUUACAAUCCUCUUCUUCCCUCUUCUCCUUAUUGCUGUUUUUCUGAUGUUUAACUAAAAAUCAAGUGUUUUCAGAAUCUCAAAGUGAAAAUUGUAUAUAGAGAAGAAAAUUUGUCUUGCCAAGGCUAGUAAGACUUUUGCCAUUGAGGACAUUCCUAGUUCAAGUGUAUCUACAUAUGCAUAGAUAUGCCUUAAUAUAUACACAACACCUGCAGAUAUGAACUCUAUAGUCCAGAGCCCAAUCUAAUAUAAAGUGAAAGAGCUCCAUAACAUUUUAUGUUAAUUUUCACUUAAUGAGAAGCUGGUCCUAUGAUUUGUGCUAUUUUAAUUAUAGCCUAGGAACUACUAAAAGUCGAAGGUAUGACUAGGAAACAGAAAGUAUGACAAGGAAAAUAUAUAUAAAAAAAAGAUAUAAUCUCAAUGCUUUCUAAAUUCAAGAGCUCUUAUGACAUGGUUCUUCAAUAGUGUAAGAUAGAACUGGUCAAAAAGUGCCAUUUAUUGUAUCCAGGAAUUUUUUUUAUAUCUCUCUAUUUUUUUAAAUUCUGUAUGGUAUUUGUUUUGUCUUGUUUCCCAAGGAAAAUCUGAAACUAAUGGGCUCCUAUACACAUGCAGGGAGCCUGCUCCGAGACAUUGCAAAUCCAGUGCAGCAGAGCAGACUUGAUUAGGCGAGUCUGCUGGAGCAUGGAAAUUAAUGCACUCCAGCAGACU
Alligator sinensis (Chinese alligator) is the source of this 2340-nucleotide messenger RNA. RefSeq names its product dimethylaniline monooxygenase [N-oxide-forming] 3. Bases 89 to 1690 code for a protein of 533 amino acids. NCBI's taxonomy places the organism in Eukaryota, Metazoa, Chordata, Crocodylia, Alligatoridae. The transcript has 9 exons. The record is from RefSeq and is a predicted model, not a curated record. Gene Ontology annotation, molecular function: NADP binding; flavin adenine dinucleotide binding; N,N-dimethylaniline monooxygenase activity.